Aplysia californica (California sea hare) is the source of this 1534-nucleotide messenger RNA. Its product is annotated as ragulator complex protein LAMTOR2. Gene Ontology annotation, molecular function: guanyl-nucleotide exchange factor activity; molecular adaptor activity. The record is from RefSeq and is a predicted model, not a curated record. The transcript has 4 exons. The coding region runs from base 260 to 637 and encodes 125 amino acids. NCBI's taxonomy places the organism in Eukaryota, Metazoa, Mollusca, Gastropoda, Aplysiida, Aplysiidae. Gene Ontology annotation, biological process: cellular response to amino acid stimulus; positive regulation of TOR signaling. Gene Ontology annotation, cellular component: Ragulator complex.
AGGUGCUUCCGGGUAAAUCAAAACAACACACAGUUCACUGGGUUCAGUAGUUCAACAAUAGGCUUUUUAUAGUCUUCAUAAUUAAAAUUUAUUUACUCUCACCCGAGUCGGACCUGAAGUGUAGAGUAAAGAGGUACUGGUGACAGGCGUAGCUAUCUCAAGCUUGAACGCAAGGCAAAGCCUGGGAUUAAAUAAAAAAUUCUGAACAGUAGAGUUUGAUAAAGGGUCGUUUGAGUUUGAUAAAAAAAAGGACACCAAGAUGUUGAAACCUCGAGCACUUUCGGAGGUUCUGAGUCAGGCAAACACAGGAGGUGUUGAAAGUACUUUGCUGUUGAACAGUGAGGGCUCAUUGUUGGCAUUUUCUGGGUUUGGCGACAAAGACGCUUCAGCCUCGGGAGCUAUUGCUAGCAAUAUAUGGGCAUCUUUUCAGAGAAGUGGCCAGAUUUCCUUGGAUGAUAGCAAGCUGGAUUGUGUUUUGGUUGAGUGUGAGCAAGGAAAAGUGGCCAUCACCAAAGUUGCCAAUUUAUUGCUUUGCUUGUGUGCCAAAGAUGGUGUGAAUUUUGGAAUUUUGAAGGCAAAGAUUGCAGCAAUGGCCACGUACCUGGAGGAACCCUUGUCACAAGUUGCAGCGUCUUGACAGAUAUGCCGGCUCUGCCGAGGAAAGGGAGUUUAGAGAGUCACUCUUGUCUCUGCAAGCAAAUUGGACAGUUAUAAAUUUGCUUACUUAUGCAUGUUUGUUUGAAUAAAAAUUGGAAAGGAAGAUUCUGGUUAAUGUGUGGAUAAAAGGAAGGAUACAGAGAGAGUGAAACAGGGAGAGGUGAAGAUGAAUCACAAAUGAUUAGGUGAUGCGAAUGCGAGAGAUAGAUAGUGAAAGAGAGAGGAGGGGGAAUACAACUGAUAAAGAAAGAGAGACCCCAGAAGUUCACGUUUUUAGAUUAUGUAAUGUUCUAUUCUAUUUCUAACAGCACUUGACGAACAAAAUGAAAUCUCAUUGAUUUCUUCUGUUCCAGUGAUACCCAACACUGUUACAUAGCUGAAGAACUAUGAAGAAUGAAUUUUUUUACUUUAGCUUAAAAAUUACAACAAAAGAAGUCUAUUAUCUGUUAUUUUUGUGGUAAACGGAUCUUUAUAUUCUGACUUGUAGAAAAAAAGCUGUGCAAUAUCGUAGUCUCAUCUCUUAGUCUUAGAAUGAGCAAGUCUUAUGCCCCUGCAUUUGCAUUAAUAAUUACUGAUUUGAAAAAGGGGAAAUUGAUAAGAAACAUUUGUUUUUCAGUCGUAUUUAAAGUUCAUGGCAAAUUGCUGAACUUUGCUUCUGAAUAUAAAGAUGUUGAUUUGACUAAAGCCGUGAGUGUCAGUGUCAAUUUCAUUGUACUAUUAUAUCUGAUGACAUUGAUGUGAUAUGUAUUUUCCCUUUUUGAAAGCUCUUUUUGUAUUGUUUGAUUGUUUAAUCCAAAGAAAACCCUGGAUUUGAGCAUCAUUAUCAGCAGUACCAUUUGAGAAUACGAAAUGAUAAUAAAGCUCUAUAAUUUGAGAA